AUGACAGCACAGUAUUUCCGGACCACGGCCCUGGGCACGAUUGUCAGGUUAGCAACAAGAAAUCGAUUCCUCGCAUUGAAGAGCUACAAAUAUGAGUAUCCCGAGGAAGCAAGCAGCGAAUCCUCACACUCCAAUCCUCAGAUCGAGGAUGGUUGCAUACUUGUUGGAUGGAAAUCAGACGAUGAUCCCGAGAAUCCUCACAAUUGGUCUACGAUGAGGAAGACUGCGGUGGCCGCCUUGAUCUGCUUAUACACUUUUACCAUCUAUUGCGGGUCGUCGAUUUACGUUCCAAGCGUCGGACAAGUCAUGCAAGAGUUCGACGUCACAGAAACAGCCGCGUCGCUAGGUCUCGCUCUCUACGUUCUCGGAUAUGGAUUUGGGCCGCUUCUUUUUUCUCCGCUCAGCGAAAUCCCCUACAUCGGCCGUAACCCGAUCUACAUUAUUACUUUUGCCAUCUUCAAUCUUCUCUGUAUUGGAGCGGCAUUGACAGAGAGCUUUGCCGGAUUCCUUGUCAUUCGUUUCCUGCAAGGCUUCUUUGGAAGCCCAUGCCUCGCCACUGGCGCUGCGAGCCUCACCGACAUGCGAUUCAAAGCACUCGGAUCAUAUGAUAUCCCCGAGACCUUCUUACGCCCUGGGCUGCUUGGUGUCUUUGGUGCGCCAAUUGGCAUGUUCUUAUUUGGCUGGGGCGCUAGAGAGUCAAUUCCCUGGGAGGUGCCAACGAUGGGUAUUGUCAUUUACUGCGGCUUCUCAUUUGUUGUGGGCUCUGGGAUCUUCAUCUAUCUCCCAUUGGGAUAUCCUCAUUACGCGGCUAGUCUUUUCGCCGCCAAUGAUGCUUUGAGAAGUUCGUUUGCCGCAGCUGCUAUCCUGUUUGGUAGGCCUCUCUACCUGAACCUGGGAAUCGGGAAAGGCUGUAGUCUAUUGGGCGGUUUGAGCAUACUUGGUAUUGUUGGGUUCUGGUAUCUCUUCCGCUAUGGAGAUCAAUUGCGAAAGCGAAGCAAGUUCACAACCGAACAGUAG
Messenger RNA from Fusarium musae, 1017 nucleotides. RefSeq lists its product as uncharacterized. Gene Ontology annotation, molecular function: fluconazole transmembrane transporter activity. Lineage: Eukaryota; Fungi; Ascomycota; Sordariomycetes; Hypocreales; Nectriaceae. The transcript has 6 exons. The record is from RefSeq and is a predicted model, not a curated record. The coding region runs from base 1 to 1017 and encodes 338 amino acids. Gene Ontology annotation, biological process: xenobiotic detoxification by transmembrane export across the plasma membrane.